CGCUGUGGAGGAUGUGAUUCCCAGGCUCCCAUGGGCCCUCUUGUUAGCAAGGUAUUUUCAGUGUUUUGCAUGAUUUUUCUCCCUCCACUGAAAAAUGCCUGAAACUACAGGAGAGCUGUCUCAUGGCCCAUUAGCAUUCUGUUUACUGCAUGAAGCUGAGGAUACGUGUUAAAUGUGUCGAGGAGUGCCAUGCAGGACUGGUGGAGGUGAUUGAGGGCUCCAAGUAGGCUGGGAUGGCACUGGAAGACUAUGUACAGCAGAGGGAGCAAAACCUGCUCCUGUCUCAUCCCUGCUUCAUUUUGAGAGUGAUCCCGAGACCAACCACGGUCAAAUCUUGGAAAGAAAUGGUGCUGUCUCCAGCUGGACCCACUGGGGAAGUCCAGGCCAGAGGUGGAGGGCAAGCGUGCGGAUGGACACGGGCACAGUACUUGAACUUGCUUCUCGCCCCUCUUUUAUUCAGCCAUGGUAACCUUCAGGGUUCAGCUCUAGCCACGAGUAGAAAAUCCAAUAUUUUCUUGAAACGUGUUUCUGGUAAUUGUAAUUCUGUGCUGCUCUCUUCUUUAUGAUGGAGAACAUGAUCUGCUUUCCAAGGCUACUAACGCUUCUGAGCCCAGCCUGCCUCCUUGCCCUUGAUCAGAGCAGCAGCCAUGGAGCCCUGUCUCAGAGCCGCAGAGAAGUGCCGGAGAAAAGCAGAGAACAAAACCAGAGGAGCAGGCUGCUAUAGGAGCCAGCUUCACUUCUUGCCAUUGCAUUGUGCUGCAGCAUAGCUCCAGGUCUCUUUCCCUCUGUUUCUGAGCUAUCCCAUAGCCCUUAGGGUCUGCAUUAACUCCAUGUCCAUCAAAGCUGGCAUGGCAUAGGAACUUAAAACAUAAACCAAACUCACUCCUCACCCCUUUUACCAGAAGAAAAGAGGAAGGGGUCGACAGAGGAGUCUGCAGAACUCACUGUGUGUGGCCUGGACAUGAAAGUGGCGUCCCUGGCCCUGUGGCUGUUCUGAUGGUUCUAAUUGAUGUCCAACAAGAAAGCUGGAAAUGAUUUAGAGAUGAAGAAGAAAGGAAUGGCACUGCCAUUUAGAGAUGAAGAAGAAAGAUCAAUGUCCUUCCUGUGUUGGGGACCCCAGAGCUGGAUGUAGCCUUCCAGGUGGGCUCUCACCAGAGCAGAGAAGAUGGGCAGAAUCACCUCCUUUGACCUGCUGGCCACACUGCUUUUGAUGCAGCCCAGCAUACAGUUGGUUUUCUAGGCUAUGUCAUUCAUAUAGCAGUGGAAGGCUUUAUCAGCUCUUGCCGAGGCUUUACCCUGCACUCAGCACUCAAGGCUGGAGCUAUAGUGGAGGAAAAUGGAGCCUGUAGAUCUCCUGGCAUUUGCCUCUGUAGAAAUGAAUAGUACAAGAAUCACUCUGGCUUUGCUGGUGGUCUUCCUGGUCCUGCUGUAUUGGUACUCCACAUCUGCAUUCUCCAAACUAAGCAGAGUCGGGAUCCGACAUCCUCCACCUCUUCCUUUCAUUGGAAAUCUGCUCUUUUUCAGUGAGGGUUUUUGGGAAAACCACACAAAACUCAUUACGGAAUAUGGACCUGUUUGUGGGUAUUACAUUGGUCGCCAGAUGUUUGUGGUGGUCUCCUCACCAGACAUGAUCAAGCAAAUCUUAGUGACAGACUUCAGUAACUUCACCAACAGAACUAAGCCGAACUUGAUUUCCAAGCCAAUGCUUGACAGCAUCCUUUGUCUUCGAGAUGACAGAUGGAAGUAUGUGCGGAGCCUCCUGACCCCAGCGUUCAGCGACACCAAACUGAAAGAGAUUACACCACUAAUAAACCAGGCCUGUGACAUCCUGCUGUGUAACUUGAAAGUCUACGCAGAUUCUGGCAAAGCUUUUGAUAUCCAGAGGUGUUACAACUGCUUUACGUUGGAUGUCGUUGGUAGCGUAGCUUUUGGUACUGAUGUGGAUUCCAAGAAGAAUCCUGAUGACCCCUUUGUUAAGAAUUGUAGAACAUUCUUUGAAAUGUCUUUGUUUAAGCCUCUCCUCAUUCUAACCCUUUCUUUCCCAUUCAUAAUGAUCCCACUGCUACGCAUUUUUCCAAACAAGAAACAAAAGGAACUGAAUGGAUUUUUUAUCCAAACCAUAAAAAAUGCAAUUGUCUACAGGCACCAGCAAGAUGCAGCUGAGAGGCGCAGUGAUUUUCUCCAGUGGAUGCUUGACUCCCGUGACUCAGCUGACUCCCUGGCAGCCGGGUGUUCUGAUGUGAUCAGCCCAUCUGCUGCUUCCAGACAGAAUGAGGCACCUCUUCCUGGCAGGGCCCCAUCUGAAAAGCUUCAGAAGACAUUAACAGAGGAUGAGAUAGCAGGCCAAGCUUUCCUGUUCCUGAUUGCUGGGUAUGAGACCACCACUAGCACACUGUCCUUUGCCACAUACUUGCUAGCCACCAAUCCAGAGUGCCAGGAGAAGGUGCUUCAGGAAGUUGAUGAGUUCUCUGCAAAACACAUGGUCCCUGAUUACCAAAAUGUACAAGAACUCCCUUAUCUGGACAUGGUGAUUGCAGAGACAUUGCGCAUGUACCCACCUGCAUUCAGAUUCACUCGGGAAGCAGCUAAAGACUGUGUAGUGCUGGGGCAGCAUAUUCCAGCUGGGGCUGUCAUUGAAACUGCAGUUGGACACCUCCACCAUAACCCUGAGUUCUGGCCAGAGCCUGAGAAGUUCAUUCCUGAGAGGUUUACAGAGGAAGCCAAGAAGAAACGACAUCCCUUUGCAUAUCUGCCCUUUGGAGCAGGACCUCGUGGCUGCAUUGGCAUGAAAAUGGGUUUGUUGGAGACAAAAAUGACUCUGCUGAGGAUUUUGCAGAAGUUUCAAUUCAAGACCUGCCCAGAGACUGAGAUUCCUUUAAAGCUCAAAUCAAAAGCCACACUUGGACCAAAAAAUGGAGUCUACAUUAUGCUAGAAUCUCGCUAAAAGAAAAUGUACAUCCUGAAGCCUACUGGGAUAAGACCCCUUGUUAGUGACUCACUAACAAAAUAUAACUAUUUUUCAAAACCCCAAAGACAGCUAGGAGCCUAAGUCCCACUGAUGGUCAGUAGGUGCUUCCUCAGUGCCCUCCUGUGGGAGAGCCUCCAGUCACCUUUUAAAAUGGGCUCCACAGUCUAUUUUGGCAGUUUUCGAAUCACUGUGAAUAGCAUCUGUAAAGUAGCAUCCCACUUUCACUUGUUUUUCACUUCCUUUCACUCAUCUUUGAGAAUGCUUUCCUCCUGCUCAAUUUCAACAAAUGGAGCAGGUGUUAAGCGUACAAGCAAUUUAAAAUAGAUUUUAAUUACAAUUCAUUAUAUGGCACAUCCUUCUCAUGCACUUCAAAGUUUCUACUCUAGAGAAAGCCCAAAAGGCACCACAAUUACAACAGAAAACCUGGGAUGCAGUGCGUUGGAUUUUGUCAUCAACUCUGCUAACAAUCAAAGCUGAGGCUCCUGCACAAUGCUUAAUCUCUUCCUGUGUCUGUAAAAUGGAAAGAGUUGCACCUCCUUCAUGCUUUGAAGUGAUUUUAUAUACACUUAAAUUAACAAUUUGCACUUGGCACGUUGCAUUGAUAGAGGAUUGAGGAGUUUCCCUGCUUACCAGUUAAGUUCCAGUAGCUAAGACCAAGGAAAUGAGCUGACUGCCAUUUUGCUGGCUACUGAACUGCUGUUGGAAAACUGGAGAAAAAGAAGAUACAAAUUUAAAACAAGCAGGAAAACUGAAGGAAAUUGAAGGUUAAUCAGAAGGUGUUGUUACAACAUCUGCUUCAUGAUAAGGCUUUUCCUUUCCAAGCAUGGCAGUUGUCUAGCUCCUUGACUCAAGGAAAUUAAGAGCAUGCAUGCACUAGAGCCAAUGUUAAAGGAGUGGGAUCCAGGAUCAUCAGUCCCAGCAGCUCUCUUGACUCCUUAUGUGACUCUGGAGCAGCUCAUGUCCCAGGUGCCUCACUCGCCUCAGGAAGGAACUUGUCUGAUUUCCGGCUGCAGCAGCACCGUGGAUCCAUUCAAGCUGUAUGACUGUGCACAUGCAUCUUCACAGCCAAAACAGCUGUACACUUCCAGUCGUCAGAUUUUCUCCAUGCUCUUUCCUACUUCUCUACAAAGCCCUUCAACCACCACACAGCUAGUGGAGCAACACACAGCAGGGAUCAAUUGACAAGGAAAAUCCCCACACCUUUCCUUCAGUGGGUGCCACAGACUGGUUGUCUGUACAGUUGUGCUGGUUUUGUCUCAGAUAAUUUUCUUCAUGGCAGCAUGGGGCUCUGUUUUGGAUUUGUCUUUCAUUAUUAGCAGUGCUUGAACAGAGUCAAGGCCUGUUCUUCUUCUCACACCACUCCAUCAGCAAGGAGGCUUGGGGAUGGACAAGCAAUUGGGAGGGGACACAGCUGGGACAGCUGACCCCCACUGACCACAGGGACAUUCCAUACUGUAUGGCAUCAUGCUCAGCAUAUAAAUCUGGAGGAAGAAGAGGGAAGGUGAGGACAUUCAGAGGGAUGGUCUUUGUCUUCCCAAAUCACUGUCAUACAUGCCAGAGCCCUGCUGUCCUGGGGAUGGUGGAACACCUACCUGCCCAUGGGAAGUAGUAAAUGAAUUCUUUGUUUUGUGUGUGGCUUUUGCUUUACCAAUUAAACUGUCUUUAUCUCAACCCAUGAGUUUUCUCACUAUUACUCUUCUGAUUCUCUCCCUCAGCCCACUGGGGGGAAGUGAACCAGUGGCUCUGUGGGGCUUAGUUGCUGGCUGGGGUUAAACCAUAACAAAACCAUGAGAAGAAGUUGG
This is a messenger RNA of Chiroxiphia lanceolata (lance-tailed manakin), 4770 nucleotides long. RefSeq names its product thromboxane A synthase 1 (gene TBXAS1). Lineage: Eukaryota; Metazoa; Chordata; Aves; Passeriformes; Pipridae. Bases 1337 to 2944 code for a protein of 535 amino acids. The transcript is spliced from 17 exons. Gene Ontology annotation, molecular function: steroid hydroxylase activity; iron ion binding; thromboxane-A synthase activity. The record is from RefSeq and is a predicted model, not a curated record.